AUGAGCAUCAAUACCGACGGGUCGGUCAAACAACCGGGAUCGCUUGCUGCAGCGGGAGGUUUGAUCCAAGACUGGACAGGACGCUGCGUGGACGCUUUCGUGGAGAAUCUUGGAAUUUUCACGAUCACCAGAGCUGAGAUCAAAGCGGCAAUUCGUGGCCUGCAGAUGGCUUGGAGGAAAGGCUAUCGCAAGGUUCACAUUCAAUUGGACUCUACCACUGCUGUCAAUAUCCUCUCCUCCCAAAAUCAGACCGAUCACAGGUACUUCAACCUGGUCCAACAAUUCAAGGGACUAGUUCAGCAAAAUUGGGAAGUUAAAAUUUCCCAUACCUACAGAGAAUGCAACAAGGCCGCGGACUUCUUGGCGAAUAAGGGUCACGGUGUUAGCAUAGGUUUCCAUGAUUUCAGGAUCGAUGAUCCAGGUUUAUCGUUUUGGAUUUUGUAUGAUACUUAA
Messenger RNA from Linum trigynum, 453 nucleotides. The record is from the annotation of a GenBank genome assembly. Lineage: Eukaryota; Viridiplantae; Streptophyta; Magnoliopsida; Malpighiales; Linaceae.